AUGAAGAACAAUAAAGAAAUUAAUGAAAAUGAGGAUAGUGAGCAGACGGUAUGCGGAGAAAUUAGGGAAAGGGUAGAGCAGAUGGUAACGGUGUCGAAGGAUAUAAAGAAAUUUGUGUUGGAUGAUUCAAACAAGAUUUCUAAAGCAGCGUCGUCAUAUAUUUUAGAUAAGGUAUCAGUAAUGGAGGAAAUUAUAAGUAAAUUGAUAGCGGAGAGAGCGGAAGCUAGAGGUAGGGCGGAGGAAUGUAGAGCGCUGGUAAAGUUAAUGGCGGUGAUGUCUAAUGUAACUAAUACAUCUGUACCACAGGCUAGUGUGAGUAGUAAGGUGGUACAGCCUGUAAAACAAAAGGUGGAAGUGAAGACAUUUGCGGUAGCAGUAGAGAGUGAUAAAGGAGAGAAAGUAGAAGAGAUAAUGAAGAAGGUAGACGAAAUGAGUAGGGAUUUGAAGACGGUGAGAGUAAGGACGGCAAACCCGCCUCCGCACCGGUGUCCAAAGUGCGGAAACGGUUGCGAGACUAAUGGGGGGCUGCAGAAGCACAUGAAACUAUGCGGAACCAGAGACACGACAAAAUGUCAGCUCUGUGAAAGAACCUUCCCCACGUUCCAGGGGGUCAGGCAGCGCGAGAAGAAGGCGCAUCCCGACCUGUACGCGAAAGAGAUGGAAAAUAGCCUGCCGAGGCCGGAACAUGAGCUUCUCGAGACCCUAGCGGACAUAGAGGUCUCCACGCUGAAGGGUAAACCUUUCCCAAGGGGAAAACAGAAACUUGUCCCCAUGGCACCAAGAGCAGCUACGACUACCCCUGGAACGGGGUGCGAAGAACUAGAUGACUCCGUCUAUGGAAUACCAAGAAGCUCCCUGGACCCCAUAGAGGUCCCAGCUGUGCUGCCCAUAGCCAGCAGUCCCGGGAUACACUCCUCCCAAAUCCCGGGAGCCUCCACUGGGAGGAUACCAUGGGCAGCACCAGUCAACGACAGCGACAGUGACGACUCGUUGAACGAACCUCCCCCCAAUGGCGCAAAAAUCAAAAAAACGUGUACGGCUAGAGGAUACCCCAUCACCGGGGGCACAUGCGCCCCCAAGAAGACCACGAAUCGAGUACUCGACGACAGCAGGUCAAGAACCCUCCCCAACUCCACCAGAAGUUCGUCAGUUGAGUGA
Messenger RNA from Phaedon cochleariae (mustard beetle), 1158 nucleotides. Lineage: Eukaryota; Metazoa; Arthropoda; Insecta; Coleoptera; Chrysomelidae. The record is from the annotation of a GenBank genome assembly.